This is a messenger RNA of Mercenaria mercenaria, 5179 nucleotides long. RefSeq names its product bromo and FHA domain-containing protein DDB_G0267958-like. The transcript is spliced from 2 exons. Bases 93 to 398 code for a protein of 101 amino acids. The record is from RefSeq and is a predicted model, not a curated record. Lineage: Eukaryota; Metazoa; Mollusca; Bivalvia; Venerida; Veneridae.
GCUAGCAACGACGUUAUGCUUACAGCAUUCACCUAGCAGCAGCAACAUAAAACAAUUAAGAAAAUAAACAAAGCUUUUAGAAAAAGACAGCUAUGGGUAAUAAAUGUUCAUCAAAUAAGGUUGUUCCCGAGUUGGAGACGCCGUCAUCACCAACACCAAUACCUUGCCAGAGGUUGACAGUAGACAAGCAGGCCACUCUGCGUGAUAUAAUUUACGGCACUGUGUCCUUGCCCUUGACCAAACCUAUUUCGCCAAGAGAAUUUGGUUAUUCGUACGACGAAGAAGAGCCGGUUGUCAUUGUAAUAUAUGAAGAUGAUACAGACGAAGAAGAGGAAGAACUCGAAGAAAACGAAGAAGAGGAAGAAGACAACAUCGGUACAGUGCAGUUGUUCUGGUGAGCGCAACUGUUCUUUUGAAUAGAAAAUCUUGAUGAACAGAUGAUCUUGUGAACCUCUUCUAUGUUUUGGAACUAUUAUCAGUAUUUUAAAAUUUCUGGCAAAAACACUGGAAUAUUGCGGAGCAUUUAUCAGUGCGAUAAACAAGAUGGUCUGAUGAAAGACUGAAAUAUUGGGUAGCAUUUAUCAUUGCCAAAAAAGUUGAAAUGGUGAACGACUGGAAGACUAGAGAGAGUUUAUCUAUCUGUAAUAUACAAGAUAACUUGGUGAACGACUAGAACAUUAAGAAGCGUUUAUCUGUAAUAUACAAAAUGAUCUGGUGAACGUCUGGAAUAUUUAGGAGCGUUUAUGAUUACCAAAAAAUUUGAUGUGACGAACGACUGGAAGACUGGGGAGCGUCUAUCUGGGAUAUACAAGAUUACUUGGUGAACGACUAGAACAUUGAGACGCGUUUAUCUGUAAUAUACAAGAUGAUCUGGUGAACGAUUGGACUAUUCAAGAGCGUUUAUCUGUAGUAUACAAGAUGAUGUGAUGAACGACUGCAAUACUGAGACGCGUUCAUCCGUAAUAUACAAGAUGAUAUGGUGAACGACUAGAAUACUGAGACGCGUUCAUCCGUAAUAUACAAGAUGAUGUGGUGAACGCCUGGAAUAUUGAGACGCGUUUAUCUGUAAUAUACAAGAUGAUGUGGUGAACGACUGGUAUUGAGAGGCGUUUAUCUGUAAAAUACAAGAUGAUGUGGUGAACGACUGGAAUAUUGAGACGCGUUCAUCUGUAAUACACAAGAUGAUGUGGUGAACGACUGGAAUAUUGAUACGCGUUCAUCUGUAAUAUACAAGAUGAUUUGGUGAACGACUGGAAUAUUGAGACGCGUUCAUCCGUAAUAUUCAAGGUGAUGUGGUGAACGCCUGGAAGACUGAAGAGCGUCUGUCCGUAUAUACAAGAUGAUGUGUUGAACGACUGGAAGACUGGGGAGCGUCUAUCUGUGAUAUACAAGAUUACUUGUUGAACGACUAGAACAUUGAGACGCGUGUAUCUAUAAUAUACAAGAUGAUCUGGUGAACGACUGGACUAUUCAGGAGCGUUUAUCUGUAGUAUACAAGAUGGUGUGAUACAAGAUGAUGUGGUGAACGACUGAAAUAUUGAGACGCGUUUAUCUGUAAUAUACAAGAUGAUGUGGCGAAUGCCUGGAAUAUUAAGACGCGCUUAUCUGUAAUAUAAAAGAUAACUUGGUGAACGGCUGGAAUAUCGAGACGCGUUUAUCUAUAAUAUACAAAAUGAUCUGAUGAAUGUCUGAAAUAUUCAGGAGCGUUUAUCAUUGCCAAAAAAGUUGAUAUGGCGGACGACUGGAAGACUGGGGAGCGUCUCUCUGUGAUAUACAAGAUUACUUGGUGAACGACUAGAACAUUGAGACGCGUUUAUCUGUAAUAUACAAGAUGAUCUGGUGACCGACUGGACUAUUCAGAAGCGUUUUUCUGUAAUAUACAAGAUGAUGUGGUGAACGACUGGAAUAUUGAGACGCGUUCAUCCGUAAUAUACAAGAUGAUGUGGUGAACGACUGGAAUAUUGAGACGCGUUCAUCCGUAAUAUACAAGAUGAUGUGGUGAACGCUUGGAUUAUUGAGGAGCUUUUAUCUGUAAUAUUCCAGAUUAUCUGGUGAACAACUGAACUUUUCAGUUAUGUGUAGUAUACAAGGUGAUCUGUGAACCACUGGAAUAUUCAGGAACGUUAGAUGUUGAGGAAUAUGUGCAAUCUUCAAAAUGAAAUGGCAAAUACUUGACAGUGGAUUAGUAAAAGUAACAGCAAUUGACUUUCAAUCUCUGUGUUAACUAGUACAAACGCAUAAAAAGAUUUUUAUUUGUUAAAGAAAUAAUACAAGGAUACAUUUUACCACAUGACCAAAUCAUAUCAAUGCAUGUGAAUCUUAGAACACAUGAGAUAUCGUUGAUCUAUUAUCAUUAUUAUUAAUAAUAAUAAUAAUGAUUUUAUGAUCUAUUGGGCUCGGGCACCAACCAAUCCCUUGGAUUCUGCAGAUUUUAGAACACAGAAAAAACAUGCGUUAUCCCUACAUUCUAGCAUAAAACUGCUGUACUUGUCACUUACGGGGAUGUUUUAACAGGAGAGAAAACGUGUGUUAAAAGAGAGAUUCUCGCGCUCACGUGCUUUUAAAACACCUUUUUAUAUAUGCUUGUUACGUAGCAAAACGUAAACGUAUAACGGCCCCAAAACGGAUAAUUCAAAAGUAGAUGACGUCAACGUUAUAAAACAACGCAGAUAUUCCGGCGCAUUUUAAUGAAUUUUAGUGACGUUGAGGGACUGUAUAUUCAUUUAUUAGUUUAUACUAGAAUAGCGUUAGCACAUGUUCAUAUCGUGUUAUAAAUCUUCAGAAUCCUACCGGGCUCGGGCACCAACCAAUCACUCGGGAUUCUGAGAUGUUAUAACACGAUAAAAAAGCAUACGUUAUCCCUACAUAAGUACUGCCACCUUUUCCGUAAUGAAGUUUUUCCUUUAUUUCAAUUUAAACAUAUGAAAAUACAUUGACAUCGUGCAUGAUGAACUCCGAAAGUAGUAUAAGGAACUUUUAAACUUUUCAAAAUAUCUUGGUUAGUUUUGAAUUUAUUGUCACAAUAAUUGGUCAGUGUAUUUUCUGUGGUAAAUUCCAGCCAUUUCGACACCAUUGUUUGUUAAAAAAGCGAGUUUGACUUAUUUAAUUUGUGAAUGGAUUGUAACAAAACGUUCAUUAUGUCUCAGUUACAAUGUAACAACAGUUCCUUGUGAUUUUCUUUGCAAAGCUUUUCUGCCAAAGUUUUACAGAUGGAAAACCACAUUCAUUUUUGGCCAUAAAUUUGACAUCAUUGAAAUAGCUUGGAAAUUCAAAAAGGAUAUUUCGUAUACAGCCAUACUAAGAGACCAGAUAGUUCAUGGAUUUGCAAAAUUAAACCGCUAUGAACGAAUAGCCCUGCUGCGGUCUUGGGUGGUUCAAACAGUAACAAAAGAGGAUGCUUCUAAUAUGCUAAAAUACACUCGAAUUAGUAAGAAAAACGUAGAUGAUCUAAACCAAAAGCUAUUCUUUGAAAUAAUUAGCUAACUUCAUUUUUUCCAUUGUUGUAUCGUCGUCAUUCAAUAACACAAAGGUACAUAUUUAAAGAAUAAAAUCAAGUACUAGCACAACAGUUUCUAAACGGUUCUUAUAAGGCAACAAUAAUUUGAGCUUUCACUUUUGAAUGGAAUAUAAUUAUUUAUUUACGUGCAGAUUUCUACCAGAAAAAAAUGGAAAUUUGAUGAGCAUUUUGUAUUAUUUUAAUUAAAUUUCAAAACUUUUUCAACAGAAGAUGAAAUAAAUAUGUUUUCAUUUUAAUUUCCGAAGUUUGGGAAUGAUGGUGAUUUAUUUAAAAGUUUGCCUGACAGGCUGGAAUAAAUAGUCAUUGGGAUUUGGCGGCAGAAUUACACUCGACGCAGUGUAUUGUAGUCGUCGGUAUAUUUAUUGCCAUUCUGACAGAACUGCAAUGGCCUGAUGAUGCUACAUAACAUGAAAAUCUCAUUUUGUUUUAUAACUGAGGGGAAAAAAAACCUGAAAAAUCUUGCAAAUAAUUAAAAUCCUGACAUGUUAAAUAAUUCAAAAUAAUGUCUUAAAAUUAGCCUGAAAUGUGCGGUUUACUUUAAUCAUGGUCAAAUAUCUCAAAAAUGAGCACACUGACCUAUACAUUUUAUUUCACCACAUUAUAGACCAUAUCUUUAUAUACGACUGUGAGAAGUUUCAUUAAAAUCUACAUUGUGGAAAAGUUUCUAUGCGCGGAAAUGUUAUGAAAGUUGUGAUUUUCCCAUAGACUCCCAUUAAGAAAAAUUGCGCGAGGUACAAAUUUUUCAAAUCAGUCAAGCAAAAAAUCAAGCACACGACCCAAUAUUUUUUAUUUGCUGAAUUUUCUAGGUAUAUUCUGAAGAUUUAAGGGUUUAAUCAAAUUCUACAUUGUAGAAAAACAUCCGAACGUGCAAAACUCCCUUAAGUGUAUACACACAAAUACAAACGCUUCCCAGCAGAUGACCGACAGUUCCAAGAUUUGUAUACAAGCAGAACCUGGACACUUAUAGACUCCCACAUCUGACUCCUACAUCUACUUCUGGAUUUCACAGGUGUAUGUGCAUGUGUAUAAACGUGCAGAUGGAAUUUCUAAAAGCAAGUGUAAUGUUGAUAAUCACAAAUUAGAAUUUAAGUAAUGUCAGGUAUGCAAACAAAUAUCAUAUCAACUUUAUGAUAUAUGUGGGUAAAUGAAAUCGUAGUAUGCACGAUCUGAUUUGCUUGAAUUUAAACAUUGGGUUAAAUAUUCAUCCAGUAUCUGACUGGCCGGAGAAAUCAGCUGACAACACACAUUGUGAUUUGGUGUUUCUGUGAAAUUUACUAUAUGUUCAUUAGCCGAAUACGUGACAAUAGGUCCGAGAAACUGCAUUUGGCAUGAUAUUUGGAUUUCAAGAGAAGAAAUAUCUACAGUAUGGUAAAGCAGGAGUCAGACGCUUAUUUUCGUGGUAUAUACUGAAUAGAAUUUUGACGGGAAAUAGACGGCCUGAGAUACUGCGGGUCGGACGUCGUGCUGCUAAUGUAGGGAUAACGCAUGUCCGGGCUCGGGCACCUACCAAUCCCAUACCGCAGAUAUUAGAGCACGAAACAAACAUGCGCUAAAACACGAAGUUAAAAAGUUAAAAAAGUGAAUAUAUUGUCCCUCAACAUCAUUAAAUUUCCAUGAAAUGCGCGGGAAUAUCUGAGUUGAUUUUCACGUUGACGUCAUUUC